This is a messenger RNA of Dufourea novaeangliae, 5225 nucleotides long. RefSeq lists its product as uncharacterized. Gene Ontology annotation, biological process: neuromuscular synaptic transmission. Gene Ontology annotation, molecular function: protein binding. The record is from RefSeq and is a predicted model, not a curated record. NCBI's taxonomy places the organism in Eukaryota, Metazoa, Arthropoda, Insecta, Hymenoptera, Halictidae. The transcript is spliced from 16 exons. Bases 1 to 5028 code for a protein of 1675 amino acids.
AUGUUGCAGUGCUGUGGUGUUGGAGGUGGCGCUUCCACGGCACCUCAGGCUCCGCAGCUGCAGGAUACCGGAUCUGCUGUCGGGACUACCACCUCCACGAAAACCACCAUCAUGCAGGACGCGAUUCUUGAAUCCAUCCUCGAGCAAAUGCGUGAAACAGAAGCCCGAAAGGCGGAACUGGAGCGACAACGCGCGGAUGUACAGAACCAAUUACGCGAAAAGAUAGCAGGACGUUAUCAGGGCCCGGAAUCGAUCGAAGCGCUGCAAUCGAAGAUACGGGAGCUCGAAAAAAAGACGGAGUUACAGAUCGUCAGACACGAAGAAUUGUCGCUGGAGCUAACGAGCUUGAGGCGCGCUCGAAGCAGAGGCCCAGUAGUAAGUCACUCGACGAUUCCGACUACUUGGCCACCAACUGGUUCCGAAAUCGACAGAAUAAUAGCAAAAAUAGAACACGACAAUAGCGCUAAUAGGAUGAUACACGAGUUGGAUCAUAUUCGGGGAACUAUUACCACGCAACAGCCCUCAACUACGCAAGCUAUACUACGAUCCAGCUCGGAAAAUCUUCCCAAUCUCAGUCAACAUCAGCAACAUCCACCACAUCCGCAUGCUCUAAACCUAGGAAUUCCAGCGCAGAUGGGUCAUUACACAGGUUCGCCGAUGCCGUUAACGCCAAUGAUGCCGGGCUGUCCGCCUCUAACUCCUAACGGGCCACCGUACCACUACAGUGAACCGAUUCCACCGGCUCCGUCGCUCUCCACCAGUCAAUCGCAGCCUGUUUUCCAGCAAAAGAUUCAGUCGUAUCAGCAACCUCAACCAACCCACAGCGAAUUGUCAAGUUCUCAUUCUCAAAGUGCUUUGCCGACGCAGCAGAAGCAGCAACAAGCGCACACUCAUUUUACGAGCAAUCAGUAUCAGGAGAGUUAUCCACAUACGCAAACCUAUCAGCAGCCGCUCCAACAGCAACAACAACAACAACAACAACAGCAGCAGCAGCCGCCAUCGCAACAACAUCCGGCCUCUACAACGUACCUGACGUCGUCGAGUCAAAGUGUAAUACCUCAUUACACGCAACCCGUUCAGACCGCCCAAACCUUUCAGCUGAACGGAAGUCAACAGGCAACAACUUAUCCAAGCUUAUCGAUAACGUCGCAUCCGAAUGGAACUUACAGUACAGGCGUGAAUACCUUUAGCAGCCAAUUGUCGCAUCACAACUUCUCUGUUCCGCAAACAAGCAUUCCGCAAACAACAUUGUCGUCGCUGCCACCCUAUUCGACGAGCUCUUACCACUCGACUCUCGGCCCGCUCACCAGCGUACCUCAAACUGUUCUUCCGUACUCGAGUGUGCAAAGCACAUAUGCCACCAGCGGAUCGACAUACUCUACCGUUGGGACCAACGCUUUUGGCACGCCUGGCGUCAGUUCAGGUCUCUCUUCGACAGGCUUGUUACAAACGAUAAACGAUCCGUUGCAAGCGAUGCAACAACUUUCUGCCCAGUCCCAAGCUAACCAGCUUCAGCAGCAGGCCAUCAUUCAGCAGAUUCAGCAAAGCUUACGCGCCAGUUCGCCUACCGCGACUGCUACCACGGGUCAUCACUAUCUCAGUUCGAGACAAAUGCCAAAAAUACCGAGUAGUAUACUAUCGAAUCCCUUGGAUCGGCUGACCAACGACAAUAUCCUACCCGAGGGCCAAGUGGAUAUGCUCGAUAUACCCGGGAAAGGCAGAUGUUACGUUUACAUCGCCCGUUUCACUUACGAGCCUUUUCAACAUUCGCCCAAUGAAAAUCCGGAAGCGGAGCUGCCCGUACAAGGCGGCGAUUAUCUUCUUGUCUGGGGGCAACCGGACGAGGAUGAUUUUCUGGAUGCGGAGACUCUCGACGGUAGGCGGGGUCUAGUCCCCGCGAAUUUCGUUCAAAAGUUAGUCGGCGAUGAUCUAUUGGAAUUUCAUCAAGCCGUGCUGGGUCUUAGAGACGUCGACGAUUCCGCUUCGACCAACAUUCCCCAAAUGAGCAAUUUCUUCCUGCAAGACAUUGAUCUCGAGUUGGCAGCGCUCGAAGAAGGAAAUCGAAAUCGGCAGGCUGAGCUGUCCGCGUACGCGGAGCUGGACAACAUCGCGGAAGAGGACGAACAAGAACCACCAGUUCCGGCGCCACAACAUCUCACUCUCGAGCGGCAGCUGAACAAGAGCGUCCUAAUUGGCUGGACACCGCCCGAAAACACUCAUCAGCUCGAAUCGUAUCAUGUCUACGUAGACGGAGUAUUGAAGGUUACCGUGAAAGCUACCGAAAGAACCAGGGCGCUGGUCGAAGGAGUCGAUUCUACCAGGCCGCAUAGGAUAAGCGUACGAGCGGUGACACAUUCGAGAAGAACGUCUCGGGAUGCCGCCUGUACGAUGGUGAUUGGCAAAGAUGUUGCGUUGGGCCCAACCGCUGUUAAGGCAUCGAACGUAACCGCCACCAGUGCCGUGAUCUCGUGGCUGCCGAGCAACAGCAAUCAUCAGCAUGUGGUUUGCGUGAACAACGUCGAAGUUCGAACGGUGAAGCCUGGCGUUUAUAGACACACGAUCACCGGUUUGGCUCCCUCGACGAUUUACCGGGUGACCGUCAAAGCGAAGAAUCUCAGAGCGACGCACUUCGAGGACCAAAACACUCAGACAGCAAACAGUUUAGCGUGUCACGUCCAUUUCAAAACAUUACCAAAGGGAUUACCCGAUCCUCCGGUCGAUAUCCAGGUGGAGGCUGGACCGCAGGACGGCACUUUGCUAGUGACCUGGCAGCCUGUUGCCCUAAACGGUUCGGCCGUCACCGGUUACGCGGUGUAUGCCGAUGGAAAGAAGGUGACCGACGUAGACAGCCCCACCGGUGACCAUGCUUUGGUCGACAUUCACAAACUAAUGGGUUUGAAUCCGAAACAUAUCACGGUCAGAACGAAGAGCAGGGAAAGCCAAUCGGGAGAUAGUUGCGCCACCGCUAUUCCUUGCAGUGUGCUUCGUGGUGGCGGUGCUGGCACCGUGGCCCAUUUGCAACACGGACCCACCCAACAUAUGCAGGACCAGGGCCAACAGCAGCCAAACGUCACAGGCCAGCAGGACGAUCCGAACAGAUUGCGUAUGACCGGAGUCUGUCAAAGGUAUUCCACGGUUCCCGGACCGUCGCAUAUGAGAAGGCACGCUGCACCGAGGGUCGACGUCCACGGUCAAAUCAUCAUCGAAACCGACGAGAAUUUAUCCGACAAAGAAAUCUAUCCUGGACAGAGCAUGUCCCACAUGGGAGUUCCAGAAAUCACCAAGGACUCGGCAAGCGAAGCGAAUUACAGCGAAGAAGAUGAUCCAUCGCGCAGAGGUCGGGGCAUGCCGCUGCAUCAUUCGCGAUACGGACCACAGAUGGGACAACAAGGACUUCCUGGAACUCAUAGACCCGGAAGAAUGGGUUCCGGUAGUCAAAGCGGGCCCGGUGUAAGACCGCAGGAUCCUUAUUACGAUCAGUCAGGUAAGCGAGUUACUCGUUUAAAUCAAAGAGGCAGAGGUCCCGGAUAUCGAGGCGGCCGAGGAAUGCAAGCUCAAGGGGGAGCGGGUCAUCCGUCGAGUAGCGGUCAACAAAUGAACAAGAGGAUUCGGUGGUUCGUUGCUCUCUUCGAUUACAAUCCGAAAAUCAUGUCGCCGAACCCGGACGCCUGCGAGGACGAACUAUCUUUCUCCAACGGAGAUACGCUGAAGGUGUAUGGUGAGAAAGACGCGGACGGAUUUUAUUGGGGAGAAUGUCGUGGCAGACAAGGGUACAUUCCUUUCAACAUGGUGCAAGAAAUCGAUGAUCCGAAUCAAUCGGGACAGGGGCAGGGAGGAAGGAGUAGCAGGUGGGGAGACAUUCACGCCAGUAUGCCUGUCAAGAAGAUGAUCGCGCUCUACGACUACGAUCCGCACAAACUGUCUCCUAACAUCGACUCGCAAGUGGAGUUGAACUUUCGACGCGGAAACGAGAUUUACGUUUAUGGUGAUUUGGACAACGAUGGAUUCUAUAUGGGCGAAUUGAACGGAGUCCGCGGUUUAGUUCCGAGCAACUUCCUCACCGAAGCACCCGACCAACCGCCGCAAGGGCAACUUCCACCGGGGAGCAGAAGGCCUCCAAAUCAGAGUCAAGGGCCUGGCGCCAGAGGACCACCGCCCCCGCCACGGGAACCACCUCCGCCGGGACAUCGACGAAGCAAAGAUGCCUGCAUUGUGCCUGUGUCUGUCCCUGUCUGUCACUUAGACUCUAGACAACAACAACAACAACCAUCACUAAUGAACAACCAACAACAUCAACUACAACAUCAACAAAACAAUCCACCGCAUCUAGCGUACCAACAAGCGAAUCACCACAGCUACACGACUGUAACCACGUCCAAUCAACAUGGGCCCACACCCAUGGGUGCCCAUCAGCAAGGUCCCGUACCACUUCACCUUCAACAGCAGGGGAAGGGGAGGGGAGGCGCGAUCAAUCGUGGUAGCAACGCGCCGGGAGGCAUGCAGGGUCCUGGACAGCACAUGCAACAACAACAACAGGACUAUCAGCAACAGAAUCAACCGUAUCAGCAACAGCAACAACAACCAGCGAGUCAGCAAAAUCAAAGCUAUCAACAGCAACCGAAUCAAGGGUAUCAGCAACAGGGCACGGGAUUCGGGCAACAGGGGCAGCAAUUUCAGCAAGCACAUACUCAGCAACAGCAGCAGCAGCAGCAGCAGCAACAACAACAACAACAACAACAACAACAACAACAGAAUCAAGGCUCGACAAUGCAGGGUGUUCAGAGUACGAGCAAACCGAUCAGAGGAAUACCGACCGUGUUGCCGACGGUUCAGUCGAAGCCGCAGACAAACAUUCAAGGCCAGCAGUCGCAACAGCAGCAGCAACAACAACAACCACAGCAGCAACAACAAAGUACAGGGCCGAACCUGAUGCAGAAAUUCACGGAGAUGGCCGGUGCGAGCGCUGGCGGCGAUAUUCUCUCGAAAGGGAAGGAACUGAUUUUCAUGAAGUUUGGUCUCGGCAAGUGAGCCAACAUCCUGCUCGUGUCGCUGGCUCCGAUUUAUCUCCUAUCCACCGUUUAUCCUACCGCUUUUGCUGGUUCCCACCGGGCCCCGAACCAUUCCUCGUCGAGAGCUCGAUCAUCAUUCAACGAGUCGAUAUCGCGGAGAAUUGAUCGUGCAGGCCGAGCGAGACGCGCAGGCAGGAACCUACGACGAAUGCGUCU